Molecule: messenger RNA, 1554 nt
Organism: Penicillium angulare
Lineage: Eukaryota; Fungi; Ascomycota; Eurotiomycetes; Eurotiales; Aspergillaceae
Exons: 5
Coding region: 1-1554 (517 amino acids)
Source: RefSeq, a predicted model, not a curated record
AUGGUUUACGCCAAGCCCAAUACUUCAACAGGCGCCAUGAAACGGUCUGCCUCUGCUCUCCAUGAGGGACCCCCAGGUUGGGAGGUUGCUCCGCCUAUGAUGGCCCAGUCUCGUUCAUCUUUCCGUUUACCUUAUGCCCACUACGCUAUGAUCUACCUUGACGGCGAGGGAAAGAUCAAGGUUGAGGAAUCGCAAUCUAUUCAAGAACAGAACUCUACUCUCUUCACACCUGAAGUUCGCCAAAAUUUCCUCGAGAUUCUUGGAGAGAGAGUUGGGUACCAGUCAAGUGCUCGUCGCACUUUGGACGCAUCACCUCGUCGUGUUCGACGUCGCAGAGGAAAUGCCCCCGGUACUUCUGUCACCGACAACCGUUAUGAUGAUGGCUCUGAUAGUGAUGACCACUCUCCCAAUGCUUCGGCUGAUAUGGUUCCCCUCCGCAUUGGAGACUCACAAAAGGUUAUGAAUUACUACGAAGGUGCUUUGAAGCAUUUCCAACAGUUGAACUGCCGCAUGGUUGCCAAGGCAUUCAUUAAGUUCAUCGAGCCUCGCAAACAAGUAAGACACCCUUACAAUGGAGGUAAAGCACCACCUGGAUCUGCCCCCGGAUCUGGUGGUGAUCCUGAAAAGACCAAGCCAGAAUGGUGGCCCCCUGGUGUCAUGCACAAGGAGCCUGACCACCUGCGAAAAGAGUACCGCAUUGAGCUCUUGCUUCACAUCAUCCGUAAGCUUGGCGUUUACGGUAUUACUGCAGACAAGCUUAAGGAAGUCGCUGGCGACACUAAGCGAAGCCUGAAGCACUCAUCUCACGUAGAGAUUAUCUAUGAGAUCCUCCGCGUAAGAAAGAUGGAAGAGCGCCUCGAACGCGGUGAAGUCGAUGGCAACAUGGUUGUCUUUGUUCAAAACCGAGGACCUAGCCCCAAGGGAGAUGGUGAUGAUGACGAGGAGUCUAACGAAGUCGCACAUGUCGAAGCACCCGAGCCCAUUGACGAAGGCCUCAUGACCCCAACAUCAUGUGUUGAGCACGUCGCUGCCCCACUGACCACACCGAUUGAUUCUCUCCCCAUGGUCGGCGGUCGCUCUUUACCCGGCAGCUUCGCAGUUCCUGAGGCUCUUAGCUUCGACGGCAGACCAGAUCGACCCUACUACGCUACCCCACCUCACUACACCGACUCCUUCUCCCAGCCUAUGCUCAGUACUCCGGUGACCUCAGAGAUGAUCAGCCCCCACGAUGUUUCGGUCUUCGACUACUCUUCCCAGAACUCUUCUUUCUCCUCCAGUCCAGACCAGCAGCGUCACCCAAUGCCGAGCCCCUAUGACUCCUGGGCUGCACCAACAUUCCGCCAGGACAUGUUCAACCAAGUAGUAUACACUGCUGCCCCUAACAGCCAGACAGUGCACCCAGCCUACCAUAUGCCCAUGACAGGCCCACCUCAAAUGCAUGAUAUGUCUCAUCAUGUCCACUCCCCCAUGGACCCAAUGGCACAACGGGCUCUGCCCUUUCGCACUGGCUCUCUGGGCCACCCCAAUGGGUUGACGCUCUCUCACCCUGCCUAA